GGCCAGGACUGCGGGCGCGGGGCAACACAGCUCGCCGGGCUCCGGCGGGCAGCGUGGCGUCCCCAGCCUGCGACCCCCGGGAUCUUCCUUCUGCUACGCCGCCUGAGCAGUGGCACAGCGCCGCAUGUGUCCCCACGCAAGCCCCAGACCCGCGGGCCGCACCUAGGGGCGGCGGUCCGUGCCUGGGGACGACCCCGGCUUCCCGCUCCAUCCAAGGCUACUCGAGCACCGCGGGGCCCUGCAGAGGCCCGCGCAGAAGGGACCAUGAAAGUGAGAUCAGCUGGCAGUGACAGGGAUGUACUGUGUGUCACUGAAGAGGACCUGGUUGGUGAAGAAGAGGACAUGCCAUCCUUCUCAUGCUCCCAAGAAGGCCGGGCAGGACCCCGCUGUAACCGCUGCCAGAAGAACCUAUCUUUGCACACAUCAGUGCGGAUUUUGUACCUCUUCCUGGCUCUGCUCCUGGUGGCCGUGGCUGUGCUGGCCUCUCUGGUUUUUAGAAAGGUGGACUCUCUCUCAGAAGACAUCUCCUUGGCCCAGUCCAUCUAUAAUAAGAAGCUUGUGUCAAUGCAAGAAAAUCUUCAAGGACUGGACCCAAAAGCCCUGAUCAAUUGUUCCUUUUGCCGUGAGGCUGAGCAGCUGGGGCAAGAGAUCAGGAAGCUCCAGGAGGAGCUGGAGGGGCUUCAGAAGAUGCUGCUGGCCCAGGAGGUCCAGCUGGACCAGACUUCCCAGGCCCAUGAGCUGCUCUCCACCACAAGCAGUCAAAUCUCCCAGGAGAUGGGCAGUUGUUCCUUCUCCAUUCACCAGGUCAAUCAGUCCCUGGGACUCUUCCUGGCACAGGUGAGGGGUUGGCAGGCCACCACAGCAGGCAUGGACAUCACUCUGAAGGACCUCACCCAGGAGUGCUAUGAUGUCAAGGCUGCUGUACACCAGAUCAACUUCACAGUGGGCCAGACUGCUGAGUGGAUCCAUGGGAUCCAGAGGAAGACAGACGAGGAGACCCUGACCCUACAGAAAAUAGUCACUGACUGGCAGAACUACACCAGGCUCUUUGGGGGUCUGCGAAGCACUUCUGCCAAGACUGGAGAAAUAGUCAAGACCAUUCAGGCCACCCUGGGGGCCUCCUCGCAACGCAUUAGCCAGAAUUCUGAGAGCAUGCAUGACUUGGUGCUGCAGGUCAUGGGCCUACAGCUACAACUGGACAACAUCUCUUCCUUUUUGGAUGACCAUGAGGAGAACAUGCAUGACCUCCAAUACCACACCAGAUAUGCCCAGAAUCGCACAGUGGAAAGGUUCGAGUCUCUGGAAGGACGGAUGGCUUCUCACGAGAUUGAAAUAGGCACCAUCUUCACCAAUAUCAAUGCCACUGACAACCACGUGCACAGCAUGCUCAAGUACCUGGACGAUGUGCGGCUGUCUUGCACACUAGGCUUCCACACCCAUGCUGAGGAGCUCUACUACCUGAAUAAGUCUGUCUCCCUCAUGCUGGGCACUACAGAUCUGCUCAGGGAGCGCUUCAGUCUGCUCAGUGCUCGGUUAGACUUCAAUGUCCGAAACCUCUCCAUGAUCAUGGAGGAAAUGAAGGCCGUGGACACACACCACGGAGAAAUCCUUCGCAAUGUCACCAUCAUCCGAGGUGUCCCCGGCCCUCCAGGACCAAGAGGACUCAAAGGAGAUACAGGUGGAAAAGGACCUGUUGGUGGCAGAGGACCUAAAGGGGACCCUGGCAGUCUGGGACCCCCGGGACCCCAGGGUCCUCAGGGGCAGCCUGGGGAACCAGGACCUGUGGGAGAAAGAGGGCCAGCUGGCCCCCGAGGCUUUCCAGGUCUCAAAGGCUCAAAGGGCAGCUUUGGCACUGGAGGACCAAGGGGGCAGCCAGGCCCCAAAGGGGAUGUGGGACCCCCAGGACCAGAGGGGCCCCCAGGGUCUCCAGGACCUUCAGGGCCUCAGGGAAAGCCAGGGAUUUCAGGAAAGACAGGGUCACCAGGCCAGCGGGGGGCCACAGGGCCUAAGGGUGAACCAGGCAUCCAGGGUCCCCCUGGACUACCUGGACCUCCAGGUCCACCAGGGAACCGGAGCCCCUACUGAAAAAAGUCUUUGGCCUGAUGCUGCCAUGCAGGCUAGAGAGGGUGGGUCAGAGAAAGCAGCCAGAAGGGCUUGCUAUCUGCAAUCAUUGUUCUUUGAUCCUAAUGUGAGAGUGUCUCUUAAAGCUGACUGCAUAGCCUUAAGCUUCCCAAUAAUGACUGUACCAUAGGAAAACAGCUCACACCCUCCCCCUGACUUUUUUCUGCUGGCCAAAGGGGGACCAACUGGGUUUCUAUGCCUGGUUAAAAGGAAAGGUUGUGAGAGCCUGCUGGGGAGUGGGAAGGGUAGUUACCUGGGGAAGAAUGUCUUAAAUCUGUUGGAUGGUAACUAGCUCUGGACUCCACAGUGACUUAACAUCCAUGCGAUCCAGGUCUUGAGAAAAACAUCCAGGGAAACCUUAGGGGCAUUAUAGAUGAAAUUCCAGGGAUAGCAGCACACACACACACACACACACACACACACACACACACACGUAACAGUCAUGAGACAGAGUCACAUGGAGUUGCCUUGACCCACACUGGGCAGGAGAAUUCUGCCUGGCUGGCAUUCCCAGGCCUUGUGCAUGGGUGGUGACCCUGACAAGUUCAGAGGAUUUUUAUUCACACAUCUAGAAAAUUCCUCUCUUCAGUCUUACCUCUGUAUCUCAAAAGUGGCCUGGAAGGAACCCCAGCAGAGUUUCAUCGGCAGGCUGAGAGCCUACAGGUCCCAGAACAUUCUGCUUGACCACAGGGCUGGAGGUGGGAGAUUACAUAAGGGGUAAACUCCUCUCUCCAAAGCCACCCCUUAUUCAACCCAGUCUGCCAUGCCUUGUUCCCAGUAAGAGCCAAGGAGGAAGAAGCUGGUAACAUGGUGGCUCUUGCCUCCUCUUGGUUGACCUAACAGAUGCACACUGACCUCACCCCACUAUGACCUAAGAUGGCUGGAGUUCUUCCCACAUGAACAGCAAGCUGGACCAGGCAUGCGAAAAGCUGAACAUGCACAAGGAACCUUUGAUGUUGCUUCUCAUCUUUCAUUAACUCCUUGCAUACACUGGCAGAAAGGGAUGAUGGGAAAGGCCUGCAUUGUCUUCACUCCGUUUCUGUAGAGCUGCCCUGCUCCUUCAUACUUCAGCAGACUCAGACACUCCUAGGCAGAGGCUAGAGCUGUCUCCUCCCUUGCCCUGCCUCAGAGACAUGUCUUCUUCUUCCUGUUCAAAGGCUCUGUGCCAAACUUGCUCCUCAACAUCAGUGUGCAACUGGCUUGCACGGCCCAUCCACCCCUACUGUAUAAUUGUCCUGUCUACAUAUGAUAAUAUCAUGCAACACAGUAUCACUGGCCCAGUAAAGAACUGUUUCCAGUAGGGAUGUGUCUUCUAGUGUUUGUACCCAACCUGAGGAUGUGACCCCGUCAGGGACCCAUUUCAUAUUGACCUUCAGAGAAGUAUCCCUGGCAAGGGUUCUGUUGCAGAAUCUGAGAUAUGAGAGGUCUUCUUGGAGUUCCUAGUGGUUGGCAGUGAAGCCCAACCAAACAUCUAAGGAACCAUAUGUGAGUCACUGACUUCACUGCUUAAGGGUCAUGAGAGUGAGCAAAGCCUAAAAGCCCAAUGUGGUAACCUUUCUUAUCAAAGGCAGACAUGGCUAUAGCUUUGCAUGAAACCAGAAAGGGAAAGGAGGAGGAAGUAUAGGGAGCCAGGGGGUGGUAAGUCUCAGUAAUAGGAACUCUGGAGGAAAGGGGGCAAGUCUCAGUGAUAAGUCAGGGCAUGCUCAGAAGGGCGACACCCACGUAAAUAGCUCAAGGACAACAGGAAAGACAUGUCAGUGGAGUCAGCUCACACUCUUGGAUUAUAAGCAAACCUCCUGAAAACUUGAACUACUGGUUGCCACACUACUGGUAGGGGAAGAAUUAGGCCAGGCCCUGGGAUAAAGGAAAGCCCAUGAGAGCAUAUCGGCUAGUGUCUUGGAGUUAAAGUCUAGCAAAGUCAGAUCUGGGACCAAUUCCAAGGGAUGCACUUGGGGACAAAAUGAGAGACUAGACACAGGAAUUUUUUUUAAAUCAAUCUAAAACCAUAAAAGCAAAGAUUAAAAAAAAAAAAGUCCUAAGAGGCCGGGGCUGUUAGAAACCAACCCAUGAUUGUGUUGCUUAAGAAGCCAUUUGAUUUAAGGUCUCAGACAGAAGUCAGAAACCACUGAGCCCAUACAUGCAUUCACAGGGUUCCCUCAUGGAAGGGUGCUGUGGGUAACUAGGGAGGGGCUAUGGAACUAGAAGGCUAGCUAAUCCUAUGAUUACUGGGAGAAGACAUAAAACUCUCCCUUCCUCCCCUCAGAUACCUGGUCGCUCUCUCAUCUCUCCAUCACUCAGUGACUACUGAUUUCUCUAAACUUGUCUCUUUUCCCUGACCAGCAUCUUCUAUUUACAUGAGAGCCAACAGAACAGGACUAAGAUUGGCCACCCAUGGGCCGUGAUCUUCAGCUAUAAUUCCUAGAUUCUAGGUGAAAGCCCCAUUGCUAACCCCUUGAAACAAGGGUUUACCUGACCCAAAGAGCUGCACCAGCAGAUAGACGGAGGGAGGGAACAGGGAUGAGUGACAACAGGAUUCACAGAGUGAGGUGAACUAUGGGAAAGCUAGCAGCCAAGUCCACUGGGUAGUGUAGCAGCAGGACAGUGCUGCAUGGCUUUAUCUGAGAAGUCCAUUUCUGUUCCCCAUGUUGAGACAGACUUGGGCAAGCUGUUUAAACACUCUCUUAUUUCAUCCCAUGAGAUUGCUGGGGAGAUCUUCUGGCCAGCUACCCAGGGUAUUUGGUCUGCUCAACUACCACUAGAAAACACCUCAGAUUGCAUGGUUCCAACAACAGAAAUUUAUUUUCUCACAGUUCAAGAGGCUGGGAAGGUUAAAAUCAAGGUCCCAGCUCUUCCUGGUUUGCAGAUAAGGUCUUACACUUACCUAAUAGUUUAAAGCCCAACCCUAUGGCUUCACUUAAGCUUAGUGAUUUUCUGAAGAGUGUGGCUUCAGAUAGUAAGUCAAUAAGUCAGGGUACCCAGCAGCUGUCUGUCAAUCAAUCAGGGUACCCAGCAGCUGUCUGUCAAUCAAUCAGGGUACCCAGCAGUCAGUCUUCCAAAGACAUCAGCUCCCACCAUCACACAGAAUCUAAGCUUCAUAAGCUUCACUGGAUGCUCACCACUCUGCCAAUGAACAUUCAGAGCAGGCAGCCAGCAUGCUUCCUACAUUGUGAGAGUCCAGCCCUUCUGUCCUUUCUUCCUCUCAUCCCUCUGUCCCAUGUUGUCACACAGUCCUUUAGAGGAUCUGAACUGGUUUUCAAUUCUAUUGGAAUUCCAAAGAGCUGACUGGAGCUUAGGAGUGGGCAGUCAGAACCAUAAAGCCUGAGACAAAUGGGAUGACUCAUGAGACCUGGUGAGAUGGAUACCACUUGUCUGAGGGUAGGGUGGGCUACCCGACAGGGUUCAUCAGUGGACCUAGGGUUUGGACAGGUCAUACCCCAGCCCUGCUGGACCUUUCCUCCUAGUGGGGCUAGAGGUCCAGAACUGACCUCUUGGACCUUCAGGUUCUUCUUCAGAAAACAGAGAAUGGGUGGUCUUGACUGCCCUGGGCCCUGGACUCUCACAUUUAUCUGGCCUAACCAAGCUGUCUUUCUCCCCUCCCCCACCCGACCUGCCCCUUCUGCUCUGUUGCUUCACUGGAUCUCAGUAGAGCCGAGAUAAUAAAGUUUGAAUCUUUGCAGACAGAUGAUAGCCUGUAAGAUUUCAGCUACUAGAUUCAAAGCACGGA
Arvicanthis niloticus (Nile rat) is the source of this 5845-nucleotide messenger RNA. RefSeq names its product scavenger receptor class A member 3 (gene Scara3). The record is from RefSeq and is a predicted model, not a curated record. NCBI's taxonomy places the organism in Eukaryota, Metazoa, Chordata, Mammalia, Rodentia, Muridae.